AUGUUCGCCGCUCGCACGCCAGCACUGCGCGCGCUCACCCGCCGAGCAGCCACUUUCACCACUACCCCAGCCCGCCGUUAUGCUUCCUCGCACGGCCAUCCCACUGGCACUUCGAGUGACAUGCCAUGGCUGAUCGGUGCCGUCGCCUUCACUCUGCCCGCCAGCUACUACCUUCUCUCCUCCGGCUCGCCGACGCCGCAUCACUCCGACCCCAGCAAGAAGAUGGACACUGCCUCGACCAGCGCAGGCCCGGGCGUACAAACCCACCCUCCGGAGCAUCACGGAAAGCUGGAGCUGCCGAAGAAGAAGGCCGCACCAGUAGAAGAGGAGGAGGAGGACGAAGAUGAGGACACUGCGUCCGACAAGCUGCAGUCGGCUAAGGAGACCGCGAAGGAUAAGGUUCAGGACGCUACUGGAGCUGUGAAGGAGGCUGCUGGUAAGGCUGGCGAGAAAGCCUCUGAGUAUGCUGGGCAGGCGAAUGACAAGGCGGAGGAUGUCCAGGACAAGGCCCAGGACAAGGCUGAGGGCGCGGCCAAGAAGGCGAAGGAGACGGCAGAGGUGCUCAAAGGUACCGCCACCAAGAAGGUUAAGUCCGUCGAGGAGAGCGCGGAGGAGAAGGCCAAUGCCGUUAGGAAGGGCCCAUCCGACGAAACGGAUGAUAACGAGGGAGCGGAGGCGGAGAAGAAGAAGGAGGGGAAGAAAACCUCUAUCAACCCCCAGAAGAUCGAUCCCGGUGACACUGCUCAGAAGGAUGCCGGUGGCCCCGGAACCACGAGUGGAAAGCAGCAAGGAAUCUCGAAUGACGAUACUCAACACCCGAUCCUCCACGAGCCCCGUGGUGAUGCCAUCAGCAAGAAAGGGGAGGGCAUCCACGACUCGGCCAAGAUCAAGGGCACCGUCGAUGUUAACCGUCCCGCCAAAUAG
Molecule: messenger RNA, 924 nt
Organism: Tricharina praecox
Lineage: Eukaryota; Fungi; Ascomycota; Pezizomycetes; Pezizales; Pyronemataceae
Exons: 3
Coding region: 1-924 (307 amino acids)
Source: RefSeq, a predicted model, not a curated record